Messenger RNA from Magnusiomyces paraingens, 333 nucleotides. RefSeq lists its product as uncharacterized. Lineage: Eukaryota; Fungi; Ascomycota; Dipodascomycetes; Dipodascales; Dipodascaceae. The coding region runs from base 1 to 333 and encodes 110 amino acids. The record is from RefSeq and is a predicted model, not a curated record. The transcript has 2 exons.
AUGUCCCAUGCAGUCCCCAGCCGCCGGUACAUUGACUGGCCCGCUAGCGGUGCGACAGCUCCUAGCACGCUUCGUACAAGUGCAUUGCAUGCCAUUGCGCUUGCUGCUGUUGCCAUUGUUCUAAAGCUUGCUGCUGGCUCACCUAAACUUAUACUGCCCACUCUUCUUGCCCAAGUUGCGCGCAACCUUCCAUCUAGGGGCGCCGCCGCCGCCGCCGCCGCCGCCGCCGCCGCCUGUCCUGAUCCUAAUCCUAAUUCUAAUCCUAAUCUUGAAACCUUACGGCUUUCUCCACACUGGCAAUUGCCACCCCAUGCUGUUAACGUGUACGUGUAA